Messenger RNA from Arctia plantaginis, 450 nucleotides. The record is from the annotation of a GenBank genome assembly. NCBI's taxonomy places the organism in Eukaryota, Metazoa, Arthropoda, Insecta, Lepidoptera, Erebidae.
AUGUUCGAAUCAACAAUCGAAUCAUCAGAAAUGGAAUUAGAAGCACCAAAAAUCAACAAUGAUGCAGAGAUCACUCCUCUAGAUGCUUCCAUGACUCCAAAAUUAUGUACAGAACCUGUAGAAGACGUUCAAACACCAACUGACAAUUCGUGCAAAUUUAGUGUUAAGACCUACUGGUUUCCAGAGAAGACACUCGAAGAAGGUGAUUCAAUAAAGACACCGGCUGUUCUGAAAUAUCCAAAACUCAAAGCUAUGGUGGGCGCUCCAAAUGAAGCAAUGGCAAAUAUAUUGUGUGCAAUGAAAGAUUACGCUAGCAAAGCAUUUGACCAUGCGUCAGAAGCAGCCACUUCAGCUGUUACAAUGAUACAAGCACAAAGUGCCAAAGCUCUGGAUAACUUUAACGGAUACAUCGAUAGACACAGAGAAACCCAACCGCCCAAGGAAAGAUAA